Scophthalmus maximus (turbot) is the source of this 3126-nucleotide messenger RNA. RefSeq names its product solute carrier family 49 member 4 (gene slc49a4). Gene Ontology annotation, molecular function: transmembrane transporter activity. Bases 144 to 1541 code for a protein of 465 amino acids. Gene Ontology annotation, biological process: transmembrane transport. The record is from RefSeq and is a predicted model, not a curated record. The transcript has 9 exons. Gene Ontology annotation, cellular component: intracellular membrane-bounded organelle; membrane. Lineage: Eukaryota; Metazoa; Chordata; Actinopteri; Pleuronectiformes; Scophthalmidae.
GUUAAGCGACAGGAACCAGAGGCGGACGCUGUUUUUGUUUUUGUCCGGUGACCAGAAGAAGCACCGGCGGGUUCGUCCUCUCCCUCACUACACAGACGCUAACCGGAUCUCUUUUUGAAGUCGGAACCGGCAGACAGGAGACCAUGGGUGCCGGUUCGAGCACCGAGGGCGAACGGGAGCCGCUCCUCGGCGCCUCCAGCGCGGAGGCGAACGGCCGCCCCGUCCACAGCCGAGUGUACGGCAGAAGAUGGCUGGUCCUGAGCCUGUUCUCGCUGCUGGGGCUCAUGCAGGGGAUGGUGUGGAACUUCUGGGGCCCCAUACAGAACUCGGCCGCGCGCGCCUACGGCUUCACCAAGUCGGACAUCGCGGUGCUGGUGCUGUGGGGCCCCGUGGGCUUCGUGCCGUGGCUGCUGUUCAUGUGGUUGAUGGAUAAACGAGGUCUGCGGGCAUCCCUCCUCCUCUCUGCGUUUUUCAUGCUGAUGGGAGGGGCUCUGCGGUGCAUCCCACUGACGGAUCAGCCUCUCCGACGCUGGUUGAUACACGGCGGUCAGUUCCUGAACGGUUUGGGCGGCCCGACCAUAAUGAGCGCCGGCCCCUUCCUCUCCACGACGUGGUUCGCCCCCGACCAGAGGGCCACCGCGACGGCCGUGGCCUCGCUCUUCUGCUACCUGGGGGGCGCCGCCUCGUUCGUGGUGGGACCUCUGGUUGUGCCGGCGCCCAACGAGACCGUGACAGAAACCGGGAUUGCGGCGGCGGCAGUUUCCGACAGCGCCAUCCGAGACAGGAUCCAGCUCGUUAUGUAUGCAGAGUUGGCCGUGAUUGCCGUGCUUUUCGCAGCGGUCCUCAUCUAUUUCCCGUCGCGCCCACCGAUGCCACCCAGCGUAGCCGCUGCGAGCCAGAGACUCAGCUACAGGAGCAGCAUCUGCAGACUUCUCAGUAACUUCCGGUUCCUGAUGUUGGCGCUGGCCUACGCAGUCCCCACUGGAGUGAUCGCCGGCUGGGCGGGAGUCCUUGACAUGGUCCUCACUCCGGCUAAAGUCAGCCAGGUGGACGCAGGUUGGAUUGGUUUCUGGUCGACGGUCGGCGGGUGUGUGUUCGGAGUGGCGAUGGCCAGGUUUGCCGACUCCAUCCGAGGGAUGCUGAAGCUGAUCCUGGUGCUGAUGCUGGCCGGAGCCUCGCUGUCGUCCACCUGGUUCACGCUCACCUGUCUGAGCAGAGUCACUCACCUUCCCUCCACCGCAGCCAUCCUGUACACAUCCUGCAUCCUGGUGGGCAUCUUCAUCAACAGCAGCGUGCCGAUAUUCUUCGAGCUCUUCAUCGAGACCGUCUACCCGGUCCCUGAAGGCAUCACCUGCGGAGUGGUCACUUUCCUGGGGAACCUGGUCACCGGCCUUCUCCUCUUCUUCCUCACCUUUUACUGUACAGACCUGUCGUGGCUCAACUGGUGUCUGACGGGCUCGUGCCUCUUCAGCCUGGUCCUCAUCCUCUUCUUCAGGGAGUCGUACGACCGCCUCUACCUGGACGUCUUUGUGUCCGUGUGACACAGACAACGGAAACAGCCCCGACGACCAGGGACUGAACAAUGAUUCAUCUUUGCACAAAGGAAAAGGGGAGAAAAAGGGAGAUGAAGGGAGGAAAGGGGCCCAGACUCUUUGAAUAUGUAAAUGUACAUGGAGAAACCACAAAACCGAUUCUACAUCCGUGUUUUUCUAUUUAUACGUCUCGACGCCGUGUGACUGUCUAACACACUAUGACCUGUUUUUAUAUUUCAUGUUUGAUUUUUUUAACCCGGCACGGCAUGACAGGAUCUUUUGUUAUCGUUGUUUACAGAUUAUGUCAUAUUUAAAGUUGCUCUCAGUGUCGCCCCUAACCCUCCCUCCCUCCCUCCUCGCCUUCCUCGAUCGUCCUUUUUAAAAGGAACUUGAUGUCGUCGACCUCACAAGGAAAAUGAAGGAGGGGGCGAUGAGGGGAGAGCUACGUCAGCCAAUCAGCAGGCCUGGCUGCGCUGAGUAGAGGGGGUUUUUAGUGCUGCUCCAAACCGUGACUGACCCGACGCUGUUAACGGACCUGUGACACUAUUCGAGAGGCACUAGGUACUUGAUAUUUUAAAUUCACCUUCAAGUGGACUAUUAUGCAAAAAAAUUCUAAUAAUCCAGAUCGACGAUUGGACGACCGCCACAAGACGUGGGCUGGGAUUGGACCAAAGCCUGUGAACUGUGGAAGAGGCCGGGUCGUCUGAACUGUUCAUUUUUAAAACCAAUUUAUGGUUAAUGAUGUCCAUUUCUGGGACAUUAGCUUUUUUUUAAUAUAAAGGAAUAAUGUUAAUGUUUAGUUUUUUCAUGUGUCUCGCUCAGCAGCCUGCCCAGUAUUUAUUCGAAAUGUCUCAACACUAACACUGUUCACACCCGCCUCCACGGCGACGGGGUGUUUUUAAGUUUUUUUUGCGAUUUCAACCACUUGAGGGAAGAUUUUGUUUUUAUUGUACAGACCGGGAGGAUUCACAUUGUGAUGUCACUUGCCACCAGCAGGUGGAGUCUGCUGACAAAAACAGAACUACCCCAAACCCCUGAGGUAAAAAAAAGAGAGAGAGAAAAGGAAGGGACAAAAAAAAUGGAGAGGGACGCUACCACACAAAAGAAGAAGAUGAAAAACAUCUGUCACUCAACACAGAGAAACUUUUUCUCUUGACUUUUCCACGACUUCUCUUUCUUUGUCCUGCACGGCGGCGACGAGACGUGUUUCAAUGUGAUCUCCUGUGGGUUUAGAGGAAGCUCUGUUUCCUGGUGCUGGUUAUCCUUUAGUGUUUUUUAACUCUCCUCGUACAGAAGAAGGUCGUCUUUUUUACCUUCUUUUGACGUGUUGCCUUAAUUGCCCGGCGCGGUGCGUUCAAGUCUCCCUCUCGUCCACACUGUGACCUUCCCUUGUCAUGUACAUAUAUAUAGUGCUGCAGUUUAAAGGUCGUGUUCUUCUUGCUCUGUACACUUACACUCUGCUGUUCCUUCUGGGCUCCGGGUCAUAAAUGUCCUUUGUUCUGUGGAAAAGGGAAGAAAGAAGAAAAAAACAGAACAAAUGUGACUGUUGAAUAUUUCCAGCACCUUAUUAAAAAUGGAAAGAUUUUAAAAAUAA